ACAACAUGAAACCUGUCCUGCUUUGCUGCUUAUAAAGCCAGAGGCCCCCUAGGGGGACAGAGCACAAGGCAUCACAUACUUCACAAAAUGGAGAGGCCAUUGUUAAUCUUGAUAGUAAUGUGUUGUUACCUUUACAAUUGUAAACUUGUACUCUCUGGUCAGUCUAUUGAAUCACCUCAGUACAAGGUGGUGCACUCAGAAUCAGAUUUUGAGCUCAGACAGUACAGAGAAUCCUCAUGGAUGUCUGCUCUUGUCAGAGAAACAACCUCCUUUGAAAAAGCCACCAAAGAUGGCUUUCACAGGUUGUAUCAGUAUAUUCACGGAGCUAACCUUAACACUUCAGAAAUUACCAUGACUGCCCCUGUCUUAACAAGCAUUGUCCCAUCAGUGCAUGGGCCAGCAGAAUAUUAUGUAAGGCUGUAUCUGCCUGCCAAAUAUGAAAGAACACCUCCACAGCCCUCCGGUGAUCUGAAUCUGCAGUUUGAUAAGUGGAGAAGCCAUUGCAUAGCAGUCAGAAAGUUUACAGGGUUUGCCAGGGAUGACCAUUUUCAGAAAGAAUUUGAAACUCUUGUGAACAGCCUAAAUAAGCACUUGAAUGGAAAGCCUGCAAUUUUGGAAGACAAGAGCUCCUAUGCGAUUGCCCAGUACAAUGCUUCAUAUCACCUUUCUGGGCGCUUAAAUGAAGUGUGGAUGGAUCUCUCUGGAUUUACUUCCGACUGCUGAGAGACAGACAGACAUGCAAGUUGAUCUGGCUAUUUUAUAAUUUCUCGCAGCAAUUAGCAAA
This is a messenger RNA of Prunus avium (sweet cherry), 784 nucleotides long. RefSeq lists its product as uncharacterized. The record is from RefSeq and is a predicted model, not a curated record. NCBI's taxonomy places the organism in Eukaryota, Viridiplantae, Streptophyta, Magnoliopsida, Rosales, Rosaceae.